Molecule: messenger RNA, 1250 nt
Organism: Oncorhynchus keta (chum salmon)
Lineage: Eukaryota; Metazoa; Chordata; Actinopteri; Salmoniformes; Salmonidae
Product: leucine-rich repeat and transmembrane domain-containing protein 2-like
Exons: 4
Cellular component (GO): extracellular matrix
Molecular function (GO): protein binding
Source: RefSeq, a predicted model, not a curated record
GGACGCGGGACGCUCCGACAUGCCCCACCCCCUUCACUCUGCCGGGCCCCUGAUUGGCGGAGCCAGGGGAGGACCUCGCAGACAACCACACCAACCAGACCUGUUCUGCUGUGUCUCCUGUGUGUCCUGUCUUCCCUGGUGGAUCUAAUCACCGCCUGUCCUCCGUCCUGCUUCUGCAACGCCACAGACGUAGACUGCAGCGGGCGCGGCCUGCUCUCCAUGCCCGCCCUCACCCAUCUCCCCGUCACCGCCCACACCCUCCUGCUGCCCAACAACCACCUCUCCUCCCUGGGUCCAGGGUCCUUUGGUCCUUCGGCUAACCUCACCUCCCUGGAGCGACUGGAUCUCUCCAACAACUACCUGGAUAAUCUUCCCCCAGUGCUCUUCAAGGACCUGGGGAAUCUAUCAGAUCUGACCCUCCACAACAACAGUCUUAGGGCCUUGGAUAGGAAUCUCUUCCAGGGACUGGUGGGGCUGAGGAAGCUAGAUGUUUCCCUCAACGGGCUGUCUGAUAUCCCCCUGGGUCUGCUGGAUGAGCUGCAGGGGCUGACGUGGCUCUCUGUGGCCGGGAACAGGCUCCAUGCCCUGGAGAGAGCAGCCUUUGAGCCCCUGGCUAAUCUCCAGUCUCUUCAGCUCGGGGCUAACCCCUGGGAGUGUGACUGCAACCUGAGGGACUUCAAGCACUGGAUGGAGUGGCUGCUGUACAGAGGUGGUAAGGUAGAUGGGGUGGAGUGUACCCUCCCUAAGGACCUGCGAGGCCGGGACAUCCGUGGUGUUCCAGUGGAGAUGUUCAACUACUGCCUCCAACUGGAUGACGAGAACAGGGGAGGAGGGGGGACGCGGAGUGGAGGAAAAGAGGGUUCAUCCCCGCCCUGCGGCCCAACUACCAGCUCCGGAGGCACCGGCGGAGCCCCCACAUCCGAAUCUGAAGUCCCCCCUGCGGGCGACCUGGUGCCCGUCCCGGACUGUGUGCGGCGGCGCUACCAGCCGGUGAGCGUGCGGAGGGCCAUCGGGACGGUGGUGAUAGCCGGGGUGGUGUGUGGCAUCGUGUGUAUCAUGAUGGUGGGGGCGGCGGCCUACGGAUGUAUCUAUGCCUCGCUCAUGGCCAAGUAUCAACGAGAGCUGAAGAAGAGGCAGCCGCUGAUGGGAGACGGGGAGGGUGACGCAGACCCUGAGGACAAGCAGAUCUCCUCUGUGGCAUAGAGGGGUCAGGGGUUAGAGGUCAGGGGUCAAGGUUGAAAGGGCUCUAU